CACAAAACUACUGAUAGAUGAUUAAGCACAUCUAUAUAGACACAUCUAUAUAAGAGCAAGCCUCUCACCUUCACUGUACGCCCAUUUGCUAGUACGACACAGCCUAGCAAACCCCAUCCUGACUCGUAUAAAUCGAGUCUUGCCUGCAGAAUUGGCAUUGAGGGUAAAUGGAAGGGAAUGGCACGUCCAUCUUUGCCUUCUUCGAUGGACUCAACGUUACCAGGUAUAUCCCGGCAGGUCCUGUCCGUGUCCAUGGAACUUAAAUAUCAGUGUCAAAAGUGCAAGGACGUUCUGAGGAAACCUUUCCAGGCGCAGUGUGGACAUCGUUUCUGCGUGUUCUGUUUUAAACAACUCACCAGCUCUGGCCCAAUUCCUUGUGAAGCUUGUCGUGAUGAAGGGAUCUUUGAAGAAGAGCUCUCAAUGCUCAACUUUUCUGUCGCUUUUCCAGACAAUGCAGCACGAAGAGAAAUCGACAGUUUGCCUGCCAAAUGCCCUAAUGACGGCUGUUCCUGGGCAGGAACUCUGAAAGAUUACGAGGGUCAGCACGAAGGCCGAUGUGAAUUCGAGCGUGUCAAGUGUGACGCGUGUCAAGUCAUCAUCCUUCUCAGUGAGCGAGAGCGGCACAACGAGAGAGAGUGUGAAGCCCGUAACCUUAACUGCAAAUACUGCAAAGUUUCCUUCAGCUUUAAAGAUAUCAAGGCUCAUGAUGAGAUCUGUUUAAAAUUCCCAAUGCAAUGCAAAGAUUGUGGUAAAAAGAAGAUCCCCAGAGAAAAGUUUCAAGAGCAUAGCAAAUCCUGUGCCAAGUCUAAGAUGGCCUGUCAGUACAGCGAGAUAGGCUGCAGAGCUGUGGUGGACAACGGAAAGCAGCAGGAGCAUGAACAGAGCAGUGUGAUCGAGCACUUGCGCCUCAUGCUGGCCAUGAUCUCGUCGGUGCGCCCUCGACCCGAAGCAGCCGGAGAGUGGCAGGAGGACUCGGGUUUCGGCCUGUACCGCGGCCCUGAAGACACGGUUCUUCCAGGCUCCCAGGGUGCAUCGGGAGACUCCUGCAUGCAGCGGAAGAUGACGGCGCUGGAGAACAUCGUGUGCGUGCUGAACAGAGAGGUGGAGCGCACAGCUCUCACGCUCGAAGCUCUUGGACGACAGCACCGACUCGACCAGGAGAAGAUCGAGAACCUAUCCAACAAGGUGCGUCAGUUGGAGCGGACGUUAACGAUGCGAGAUCUGCAACUCGCCGAAUCGGAACAGAAUUUGCGAGAGCUGCAGUUUUGUACGUUCGAUGGCGUGUUCAUUUGGAAAAUCUCCGAUUUCACCCGUCGCAGACAAGAUGCUCUGGCUGGACGAGCGCCUGCCAUGUUCUCGCCAGCAUUCUACUCCAGUAAGUAUGGCUAUAAGAUGUGUUUGAGGCUGUACCUGAACGGAGACGGUUCGGGAAGAAACACUCAUCUCUCGCUGUUCUUUGUGGUGAUGAGAGGGAAAUACGACGCUCUACUCAAAUGGCCCUUCAGCCAGAAGGUAACUCUGAUGCUUCUAGACCAGAAUAACCGGGAACACAUCAUCGAUGCUUUCAGACCUGACAUCAGCUCCACGUCCUUCCAACGACCCAUCAGUGAGAUGAACAUAGCCAGCGGCUGUCCACUCUUCUGUCCACUGGCCAAGCUGGCAGGAAAAAGUUCCUAUGUCCGUGAUGACACGAUCUUUAUUAAAGCGAUCGUAGAUCUCACAGGACUUUAAAUAAUUUUAUAUAAAUAUGCAUUUUGCUUAUGCAUUAAUAAUGAAAUUAUAUAAUAAUCAGAAAGUCUGUGAAAGACUUUCUGAUAAUAUUUAUAAUAAUUACGAUGAUGUGUUUUCUGUAACUGCUUUAUAGAUACAUAUAGAUAUAUUUCUGAAACAUUGUAAACAUUAGAUUAUUAAUAAUUGUUAUAUAAAUUUUAUAUAUAUAUAUAUAUAUAAUAAAGUGUGGUGCAAGACAAAAAUUUGCACUGCAGAAAACUUGCUAACUACAGAGCUAAAGCUAAAUCUGUAGACUUCACAAUCUAGAUGUUCUACAAGGCUUUUUUUGUUUAAUACAGGCUUGGGUUUUGCACGGAUGCAGUAUAAAUAAAUGAAGCUGCAAAAAUGUAAUGAAUAUUCCCAAACCUGUAGAAAAUGAAUUUGCAGGUUAGGAUAUUAUGAUUUUUAUUAACAUCUGGUCUUGUUUUGCAGAAAGUGCAUGUUUUUAUGAGACUUUGCACUGAUUUAGCUUUGACUUCAUAACCUUUUAGUUAGUGAUGGUUUAUGGCGUUUUGUAUUAACAUUAUAAUAAUUAUAACAAUACUAUAAUUUAAGCAGUGUAGAAAAUACUUAGAAAUUCAUUUAUGAACGUGAACCGUCCUCUGUGUAUAUAAACAUGACGGCGCAACAAAACACAAGUCACUUCCAGAUGAGGAUGAGGUUCCCCUUUAAGUCUGGUUCCUCUCAAGGUUCUUUACUUUACCAUCCAAGGCAGUUUUUCCUCACCACAGUCACCGGAGUCACCUCAUACAUUUAAAUGUGUCUAUUAUUAAUCUUUAAUUUUUUUUGUAUAUUAAUCUUUAUAUUGUUCUUUAUAAUAACCUUUUGUUUUAUGUUCGGUAAAGCUGUUUUGAGACAAUGUUGGUUAUAAAAAAAGGCAUCAUAAGAAUACGUUUGGAUUAAACUGAAGGUAGUUUAGGUGUUGUGACUGUUUCCGUGUCUUUGUGUCAGGUUUCAGGGUGGUUUGAUUUUAUGUUUGGUUUAUGUUUGUUCUGUAAAGUUGCUUUGAGACAAAAUAAAUUAGAAUUUUAAUCGAGUGUGUAUAGAAGUAUGCAUGUAUGCAUGUUUUUAUUUUGUAGAGAUUUAUUUUACUAUAUACGAUUAUAUGCAACUCUGUAAAUGAAGGUAAAGGCCUUUGAGGAGCAAGUAACAGUUUGAUGACUUUGGUGACUUUUUUUUUUGGUGACCUACAUCCCUAUUCUAGAUGUUGUAUUUGUGUGUGUAUAUAUUAAAAAAAAAAAAAAAGAUGUACA
Molecule: messenger RNA, 3023 nt
Organism: Tachysurus fulvidraco (yellow catfish)
Lineage: Eukaryota; Metazoa; Chordata; Actinopteri; Siluriformes; Bagridae
Gene: traf2b
Product: Tnf receptor-associated factor 2b
Exons: 11
Coding region: 178-1731 (517 amino acids)
Biological process (GO): tumor necrosis factor-mediated signaling pathway; regulation of apoptotic process; protein K63-linked ubiquitination
Cellular component (GO): cytoplasmic side of plasma membrane; plasma membrane signaling receptor complex
Molecular function (GO): zinc ion binding; ubiquitin-protein transferase activity; ubiquitin protein ligase binding
Source: RefSeq, a predicted model, not a curated record